Molecule: messenger RNA, 870 nt
Organism: Penaeus vannamei (Pacific white shrimp)
Lineage: Eukaryota; Metazoa; Arthropoda; Malacostraca; Decapoda; Penaeidae
Source: RefSeq, a predicted model, not a curated record
AGAUAUUCAGUCGAAGAGAUGUUCCUCCGCGCGGGAGGUCCUGGCAGCGUCCCCAACCCCCCCUCCCCCGCCCCCGCGACCCCCCAGCAGAAGGCCCGCGUCUCCUUCCUGCCGGAGAACUUCGACUGGCGUGACGUGGAGGGCGUGAACUACGUGAGUGACGUGAGGGACCAGGCUUCGUGCGGCUCCUGCUACGUCUUCGCCUCCAUGGCUCAGCUGGAGGCGCGCCUACGAAUGGCCACCCGCAACCAGCGCCAGGACGUCUUCUCAACGCAGGAUGGCGUGUCGUGCUCCGUGCUGUCCCAGGGCUGCAUGGGCGGCUUCGCCUACUUGAUCGCCGGACGCUACACCAUGGACCAGGGCGUCGUGGCCGAGGAGUGCAACCCUUACACUGCACUUGACGACCCUUGCGAUACGGACGCCAGUUGCGCGCGCACCUACGUGAGCGAGUACGAGUACGUGGGCGGUUACUACGGCGCCUGCAACGAGGAGCUCAUGUUGCAAGCGCUGGUGGAGAAGGGUCCCUUGCCCGUCGGCUACAUGGUCUACGACGACUUCCGUAACUACGAGGGCGGCAUCUACCACCACACUGGUUUCAAGAACGACUUCAAUCCCCUCGAGGCAACAUCUCACGCCGUCCUGCUGGUGGGCUACGGCGUGGACAACACCACAGGGGAGAAGUACUGGACGUGUAAGAACUCGUGGGGGCGCGGCUGCGAGGACGGCUUCUUCAGGAUCAGGAGAGGAACCAACGAGUGCUCCAUCGAGUCCAUGGCCUUCGACGCUACCGUUAUUCCUUAAGGAGGACCUUCUUGGGAACGUUAGAUAUGUGAUGUGUAUUGCAUGUGGAAUAAAAACCUUUUCCCGUUU